Yamadazyma jaroonii is the source of this 279-nucleotide messenger RNA. The record is from the annotation of a GenBank genome assembly. Lineage: Eukaryota; Fungi; Ascomycota; Pichiomycetes; Serinales; Debaryomycetaceae.
AUGUUUAAAUCGAUAUUCAAGACCAAUGGAUUUGGUAGUAUCACAAGACCAACUAAUAUCAUCAAUAAUAAUUUAAUACAGGUAAGGAAUAAGAUGAAAACCCAUCAUUCAGCAGCCAAAAGAUUCAUCAAAAUUGGAAAUGGAUACAAGAGAAAACAAGCUGGUAGAAAGCAUGGUAAUGGAGGAUUUAGUAGUAAUUUAUUAAGACACUUAGAUAACUUCGUUCCUGUUACUAGUAAAGGGGGACAUUUAAAGAAGUUGAAGAAGUUUUUGAAUUAA